Paramuricea clavata is the source of this 6164-nucleotide messenger RNA. Lineage: Eukaryota; Metazoa; Cnidaria; Anthozoa; Malacalcyonacea; Plexauridae. The record is from the annotation of a GenBank genome assembly.
CAAAAUGGCGGAUGAUUCUGGAAAUUUUGUUUUUGAAAGAAAAGUAUACAUUUCAUGUUGAAAUAGCGAACUGAAAACACAGAAUGUCACAAAGUGAUGUGAAAUAUGUUCGUGUGUUACCGAAAGACAAGAUAUAUCGAAAUAUUUUUGAAGCAGAGGUGCGUAAAAUCUGUGUUUGAAUAGGAAUAAAAUAUAGAUUUAUAUAGCCGUAUUAAUAGCCCUGCCUUGUAACCCUUGUUUACGUUUUGCUGACAGGCAAAUGUUUUUGAAAAGCUCCCGAGAGAACUUUGUUAUUGUGGAACGCAUUGUUGCACCACAAUGGAGGACAUAUAUUUCCUUUAUAUAACCGGAAUUUGCCUGUCAGCAUAUAAAUGUAUUAAAACAAUAUGCAAGGCGCCAAGGGGGAUAUUUACAAGACAUCAAGUGGUCAGGUCAUGUAUUUUUGUGCAAUUUAAUGCUGUAUAAGAUAUUUUACAUGUUUAUGUUUAAAAAUAGCCUCUAUAGACUGCUUUGUAAGUUUAAAAACUUGGAAAUUUCACCGUACCUCACAGAGUAAGGCUGAUGGAAUUAAGGUAUCAGUUUACCGUCACCUAAAAUUUCAAAAGUUGAUGCGGAUUUUUUUCAUUAUUCAUUAUUUUUCACGAUUUGAAUUUGUCAAACUUUGACCUAAAAAUCCGAAUUUUGACCGAAAAAAUCCAAGAAAAUUUUGACGAUUCUUGAGCUUUUUGCUAUCUUUCGAGCUAUCAGUUAUGUCUUUGACUCUGUUUCGCUGUGGCUUCGCUACGCAGGCUAUGGCUUCGCUAACUAUAUAAACAAAGUCAGUAUUUGCCAAUAAUUUCAACAGAAAGCCACUUUUGAAACACUUGCUCUACAAAUUUGACAAAUAAUGAAAAAAUAUUGAAAUAAUGAAAAUUUCACGCAGCUGCCAAUAACACACACAGGCGGCCAGGCGGGUGACGGUAAACUGAUACCUUAAUUCCAUUGGCCUAAUAUUAAAUAUCACCGAAUACAUAUACUGAGAUACACAGCAUUAAAAUACAAAUACUAUGAUUUUAUGAAGCCUAUGAAAUACUGUAUUAAAUUUUGCCAUCAAAUUAUCACUUGUAUUACUUGGGUAUGGUAAACUGUACAGUAGCAAUAUUGUGUACCUAUUAAACUAAGGGGUCACGUCCAUAUUCAUGUUGCCACAAAUAAUGUCAAAUCGACGUUAUGAGUGGGUGGGUUUUUAUGUGAACUUAUCAACGUUAUCUCGUGGCAAUUUGACAAUUAAUGUCCAAAGUAACUUGUAUCAUAAAUAUGAAAGUCAAAAUACGACUGAAUAUCGAUCAACGUUAUCUGGAGUGGGUGCAUGGUGAAGAAAUAACGUCGAUUCGACAUUAUUUGUGGCAAUAUGAAUAUACAAACAUAUAACAACAUAACAGUUGUGCUGUAAUAUCAUUGUAGCAAAACUUGAACAAAUCUUUAAAGAAGGAAAGAAAGAUAACAAAUCCUAAACGAGAGCCGACGUUACCGGUUUUAAAACAACCAGUAGCAUUCACCGAUGGCAGUGGUAUCUUGUCACAACGACAGAAAACUUGGGUCGAAGCAAAUCCAAAUGAACCACAUGUUGAAAACCCUACGUAUCUCAGGUUCAUGAUACUAUAUUUGUAAUCUAUUACACCUGAUUUGAUUAUUUCUUGUAAAACACAAUACUUACUGCUCAGAAGACAAACUCUGCAUUUAAAUUCAAAUUGCUUCCAAGCAUGUGUGGAAAACUAGACUCCAUUACCAGCCACCAUUUAUAGGUCAAUGACAUAUUUUUAUAUGAAUCCCUGGUCAAACGAGGAUGUGAAUUGAAAAGCAAGAGAUUUGAGCAAUGAGCAGGGACGCCGGAACUGGGGGGGGGCAGGGGGCAGCCCCCCCCUGCCUUUUGCCAGGGGGGGCAGGGGGGGGCAGAAGUGCCCUUUUAGUUUUAAAAAAUUACGUGAUAAAUCACAUUUAGAACGAUGGUUUUUGUCCGAAAAUUAUGAGAUUCAGACAUUAACAGUUUAUAUUUCACUAACGGUAUGUCCGGAAAAAUUUUUUGACCCCUAAAAUGGUACACUGACCGAAAAAUUUCGGAAGAUUUUCAAGGUUUUCUUUAGAGAAGUGCCCUUGCUGUGUGUCCGCCCCCCUUUGCCUUAUGAUCGUUCCGGCGUCCCUGGCAAUGAGGUUGGCAAGCAUACUUUGUGCUCUUGCACCUCUCAAAUGAGAACAAGAAUUGCAUAAAGGCCUGUAUACACUUGCAAUUUUAGGUGUGAUUUUCUCAUCCUGGUGUAUGUGAACAAAUGGAUGAGUUAGAAAUGUUUAGGUGAGGGCACAGAUAUCUGAUACUCAGAGCAUUCAUUUACUCUGAGCAUUCAUUUACUUGUUUACAUCCAUCAGAAGAACAUCGCACUAGAAAUCACAGUAAAAUUUGCAAGUGUAAAUGCCACUAAACGGGCCUUAAGAGAUGAUUAGCUGGUUGGCUGGAUUGUAGACAGUUUGGAUAUCACAUGCAGUCAAACGAGCAAAAACUCUCGUCAAAAUUCCACCAACUCAAGAACGCAAACACGAAAAAUACUUGUUUAAUUAUUGAUGAUUUAUUUAGCAUCAAUUGAUUUUUAUCGUUUACUAUAAAUACGUUUACACCAGAUAUUUAUGGCUGGAUGAACAAGAGAAAAGUGCCAAAUCAGAGAGUUUUUAUGAAGCGCAAGAAGUGAGAGGAUUACCCGAAGUAAAUGAUGGGCAACGUAAGUGUCGAGUAUUACAGUGCUCUACUGCUCUGCCCUGAAACAUUCACAAAACAAGUGCACCACAAGCGUAAAGACGCACUACAAAGGCUUAUGAUUCCAAAGCAGGCCUCGAAUUUCCCUGAAAUCAAUCGACGGCAAUGACGUUAAAAAUUUCCGUAGAACGUAACAGCUGUCUACGGCAAUUUUGGCAGUUUCCACGGCAUUUUUCAAAUUACUGUAAUAAAACUUUAAUUUAAUUGUUACUUUGGAUUUUGGACAAGCUAGAAACAUGUCUACGUAUUUCUUUAGUGUGUUUUUUUUCCAAGAAAACUGAGACUAAUAGUGAUUUACGCUUGAUUUGAUCAACAUCUGAAUAGUAUAAAAAUUGCACUAUACGGCAAAAAAUUGCCGUCGUUGCCGCAAUGAUCCAAGGCAUUUUGUUCUCCCUCUACGGCAAUUGCCGCGAUAAAAUUCGAGCCAUUACGAGCGGGAAACGGUUACCACUUUCAGUCAUUUUGCGUAAUACAAAAUGACUGAAAAUUACAAACUUCGCAAGGCUAUAUUAUCCGCAUUUUACAACAUUUCGCAACGAAACUUUGGAAUAUUACUAAUUUUGUGAUGCUCUUUCAUGCUAUGAUGGAAUUUUGUCUAGACUUGUUGAGAUCAAAAUUUUGGUUAAUUGGGGAAUGGUCCAUUGUCGCAUCCAGAAAAUGUGCCUGCGAGCAGUGCUCGCACGGUCUUAAGUUACACUUUAAUGAUGCCCGUAGAGAUCCAGAACGGACGUGGGCCAUGCUCACUAUAUUUGUGCAAGCACAUUUCUACCUAACAAUAGUAACAUUGCUGUGUGUCAGAAAUUUGUGUAUAGUUGCUCCAAGAGGUUCAGAUUUGAUUUCCACUACCGCUACCACUAAGAGACCAUUAACUUCCUAUAUCUGAUUAACCAAUCACAUGGCCGGGUACUAAGUCAGUGAGCGAUAGUGGAAAUCAAAUCUGAACCUCUCUAAUUCAUGCAAUUAACAGUUUGUUGCCUUUUCCAUUAUAGGUACUGGCAGCUCAAAGUCGAGAAAUGUUGUCGAAAAAAUUAACGAAAGCAGAAAAGAAAGGUUUAGAUAAAAUCCAGUUAUUUUUUCUCAAAGUACGUAGUACGUUCUUCAUACUGUCACAUGUUUCUCUAUAGACACCAGGCUGCAUUAGAAGAAUUCCAUCAGGAACUUGGGAUUAUCAGUGCAGUAAGUUUAAAUGAUGAUUUUUGUGUGUGUUGGUGUAAUGUACUCAGGUGAAUAUGAUGUUUCUGGCUAGUAUCCCAAAGGUCGCGGGUUCGAUUCCCACCGUGGUCAGGCGAACUUUUCAGCUUGCCCGAUGUGGAUGUACACUCAGAGUAACAUCACAAACAUCAAGUUUAACUGCCGUAUUAAACUCAAGGGUGGGUUGACUACAAAAUUUUUGUAGUUCGCUAUAACUACAGCUACUUCAAAAAUAUGUAGUCAGCUACAACUACUGCUACUUUUGAACAAAGGUAGUUCGCUACUGACUACAGCUACUGCUUAAAAAAUGUAGCGAACUAUUUCGCUAUUUCGCUACACUAUAUUUUUUUAGUUUUACUAUAUUUGGAGCAUCUACUAACUCAGGCUGUAAUGUAAUCUAUAACAAAUCGACUUACGAGUAGCAACAGUAAACACAAAGCAACAUUUUUGUAAGCACUACAGUGUUCAGGAGUGCAAAUUGACUAUUGAGUAUUGAUUUUAAGCAAACCGUGUCUCAAUAUAAUGCUAUUCUAUCAAGUUGCUAUAACAAUUUUAAAAAGUAGCGAAUAGCGAUUCGCUGUUUGAAAAGUAGUCAACUACUUGGCUACUUUUAGGCAAAAUGUAGUUCGCUAUAACUACAACUACUGUUUUAAAAAAAGUAGUCAAAAACUACUGGCUACUUGAAAAUUGUAGUUCGCGGCUACAGUAGCGAACUACAACUACUUCGCUACAACCCACCCUUGAUUAAACUAUACAUGAAAACGAUUACAAGAACAUUACAAUAGAAUAGAAUAGAGUUUUUGUUGUAAGAAUUUUUUGAGGGAACUGCUCAUUGUCUAACACUGAGUCAGUUUCCUCAAACAUUUCUUACAAAUCCUUCAAAACUUAGAAUUUACCUAUGCAAAAUUCCUACUGUGAUCACAGAAACUUUGUUGGUGUAAACCAUCCUUUAUAACACUCAGUAAGUUUCCUCAAACAUUUCUUACAAAUCCUUCAAAACUUAGAAUUUACCUAUGCAAAAUUCCUACUGUGAUCACAGAAACUUUGAUAGUGUAAACCAUCCUUUAUAACACUCUGUAAGUUUCCUCAAACAUUUCUUACAAAUCCUUCAAAACUUAGAAUUUACCUUUGCAAAAUUCCUACUGUGAUCACAGAAACUUUGAUAGUGUAAACCAUCCUUUAUAACACUCAGUAAGUUUCCUCAAACAUUUCUUACAAAUCCUUCAAAACUUACAAUUUACCCAUGCAAAAUUCCUACUGUGAUCACAGAAACUUUGAUAGUGUAAACCAUCCUUUAUAACACUCAGUAAGUUUCCUCAAACAUUUCUUACAAAUCCUUCAAAACUUAGAAUUUACCUAUGCAAAAUUCCUACUGUGAUCACAGAAACUUUGUUGGUGUAAAUCAGCCUUAAAUAACUGCAUUUUAAAAUAACUGCAAUAAUAAUUAUACGUAGUGUUUCCACAAACCAAAGUUUAGAAUUAUAUCACUAAAGUUUGUUUUAUACUUUCAGGAGCUUGAACCACGCAUUGCCGAGUCGAGUGAGAUUUUAAGGGAUGGUUUUGCUGCAAAUAACGAAGGUAUAUAGCUAUAUGUUUGUUGUUUUGCCAUACAUAUUUCGUAAGUUUCGUACAAGUUUCUCAUUUCCAUUAGCAAUAAAUAAGAUAGAAAUUAAGUGUGGAUUAAUUUUACAUUUUAAAAUAAAAAAGGGUGUAUUAGGGCACAUUGUUGCUUAAUGGGUAAUGAUCGAUCUGAUUCGCUAGCGUGAACGGCUCCUAAAACGACCACAGAGUAAAUCGAGGGUGCAUUAACUACUUCAGUAACCGAUCCGCUUUUGUUUUCUAGAGCUCUCAAAAGUCGUGCAACUCUUUAGCGAUGACAAGGUAGCUGGUUUCUUUUAAAUUAACUUUCUUAGCAGAAGAAUAGAAUGACGUUUAAAAUUUCGGUUAUAAAAUUUUAGAAUUUUUCAAACAAUUUUUUUGGUGUUGGGGACUGGUUUUAAGUCUACUGUCCAACAGAUAUUUUCAAACUGAUAUACUGUAAUAACCUAAUAUGUAUCUUUUCAGGAUUUAUUGAAAUACUCUCUGGAGGACCUGUACAAACUUUGGCAGUGUAUUGCUGAAAUAUCUUCUAAUAGACAAGUGUACAUUAUCGACCUCGCCAAGACGUUUGAAACUAUUGAGCAAGAUC